CUUCGAAGAAAGAGAAGAAUUAUUACACAAAAUUGAAUUAGAGAAUAUCAAAUUUAAAAGAUACGAGCGUGGAGAAUUGGAUGCACGUAUAGAACAUGCGAAAAAAGAGGUGGCCAAAAGGAGAAAGGAACGUGCAGAGAAAAAGAAAAAUGCUGAAGCUUAG
Messenger RNA from Racocetra fulgida, 163 nucleotides. Lineage: Eukaryota; Fungi; Glomeromycota; Glomeromycetes; Diversisporales; Gigasporaceae. The record is from the annotation of a GenBank genome assembly.